Penicillium oxalicum is the source of this 1593-nucleotide messenger RNA. RefSeq names its product NADPH-adrenodoxin reductase. Gene Ontology annotation, cellular component: mitochondrion. Lineage: Eukaryota; Fungi; Ascomycota; Eurotiomycetes; Eurotiales; Aspergillaceae. The coding region runs from base 1 to 1593 and encodes 530 amino acids. Gene Ontology annotation, biological process: ubiquinone biosynthetic process. The transcript is spliced from 3 exons. The record is from RefSeq and is a predicted model, not a curated record.
AUGCUCAAACAAGUUUCUAUUUGUGCGGGCUUUACGAGAAAUCUAGGGCCAUCGCACGGGCUUCCACCGAGGUUCAAGCCAGUAGUCUCAUCAGUCGCCGGAUUCCGCCGUUUGAGCAGUCAUGCGGCUCAGCCCAACCGGCCAUAUCGCGUUGCAGUUGUGGGGUCUGGCCCUGCUGGAUUCUAUGCAGCAUCGCGGCUGCUGAGCAAAAACCAGGAUACCUACGUGGACAUGUUCGAGAAGCUCCCAGUUCCAUUCGGAUUGGCUCGAUACGGCGUGGCCCCGGACCAUCCCGAAGUAAAGAAUUGCGAGGACAAAUUUGAAGAAGUCGCGCUCUCGCCCCGCUUUAACUUUGUCGGAAAUAUUGAUCUCGGCAACGAUCUCCCUCUCGCAGCCUUGAAGCCCCACUACGAUGCCAUUCUUUUCGCAUAUGGUGCCUCUCAAGACAGAGAGCUGGGGAUUCCUGGAGAGAAUGUCCACCGGAGCGUUUAUUCGGCCCGAUCGUUUGUUGGGUGGUACAAUGGACUGCCGGAGCAUCGUGAUCUCGAGCCCAACCUGACGAGUGGCGAGGAUGCGGUCAUCGUGGGCCAAGGCAAUGUCGCUUUAGACGUGGCUCGGAUCUUGCUUUCGGGUGUAGAUGCUCUGAAACAUACCGAUAUUACGGACUAUGCUUUGGAGACGCUCUCGAAAAGCCGAAUCCGGCGUGUGCGUGUCGUUGGUCGUCGGGGGCCUCUGCAGGCUUCAUUUACUAUCAAAGAAAUCCGCGAGCUCCUUCAACUCCCCAAUGUUGCUUUCGACCCCAUCUCAAAUGAUGUGUUUCCUCCCGAUGAGGUUGUCGCUGGACUACCCCGGGCUCAGAAGCGACUUAUGCAACUUCUUGCCAAAGGCUCAAUCAAUGAUCCUUCCACGGCUACUAAAUCUUGGUCGUUGGAUUUCCUGCUCUCUCCCGACUCUCUUCACUACUCGCCCACGGACCCGUCCCAUCUGACGCAUGCCAUGUUCGCGCGCAACGAACUUGACCCAGCCGAUCCUUACAGUCCAAGCUCUAAAGUGACCGCCCAAAUAUUACCCAAUGGUGAGCGAGCCAUGGUCGAUUUGCAAUCGAGCGUAUUCUUCCGAAGUGUGGGCUACAAGUCUCUUGCGUUGCCCGGCAUGCAAGAUCUGGGAAUCGAAUUUGAUGCUCGGCGAGGAGUCAUUCCCAACGAUGGGCUCGGUCGAGUGAUAAGUCCCUCAGGUAUGGGGUCUCUUCAAGACUUGCCCGACGGCUCCAUGAUCGCCCUUCUGCCCGGCCUUUACUGUGCCGGGUGGGUUAAGCGGGGGCCGACCGGUGUGAUUGCCUCCACCAUGGCCGAUGCUUUUACAACGGCAGAUUCUGUACUUCACGAUUUGACGAGCGAGCAGAUCGAUCGAUCUGGAAACACUGGCCUUGGAUGGGAGGGACUUGAACCUGAGGCGGUCCAGCGAGGUCUACGAACCACCUCGUGGCAAGACUGGCAACGCAUCGACGCCGCCGAACGGCAGCGAGGACAAGAGCGCGGUAAGAUCCGCGAGAAGUUUGGACGUGUCGAAGAAAUGCUCGCGGUGCUUGAGUGA